AUGAUGAUGAGACCAAGCAACGGUCUGAGCGACGAAAAACCUAGUCAACCACAAAAACAGUUACCGCCGAAUCGUAACAUCAAACUCAAUGGUGCUGGGAUCAACCAGUCUACAACUACUCCACUACCAUCAGAAUGUUGGGUGACUGAGGAUACCGAAACAUACCCACCAGCAACUUCCACUACGUUGUGGGUCCGAUUUUUGAAUGAGGCUCAAGCAGAGGUAUCUCAGAUUUCUUCCACUUACGGACAUGGGGAUACCUCUGAGAAGUUUGCUCAAGGAGAAUUAAGUGCCUGCGUCGACCGUGUUCGUGUGUCGGACGAUAAACCCACAGAAGAGCUGGAAACGAAGACUGAUUUGCACCUUUGGGACGUAUUUUUCAGCAGUAGUGCAACGGCAAUGAAAGUGGAGCCUCUUGGUUAA
Molecule: messenger RNA, 423 nt
Organism: Opisthorchis viverrini
Lineage: Eukaryota; Metazoa; Platyhelminthes; Trematoda; Opisthorchiida; Opisthorchiidae
Exons: 3
Coding region: 1-423 (140 amino acids)
Source: RefSeq, a predicted model, not a curated record